CCGCCGAAACGCUGCACAUCCGGGUUCUCUGUGCGGGUCCCGUGAGUUUGAUCGGAAAUACGCGGCGAGAACGGAAGGAAAACAGGAGUAAAAUAAACUGAAUUCUGAGCAUUAAACUAAUAAUGAGGAUAUAGAAACAUUAACGAAUGAAAUAUAACCAUUAACAAGAUAUAAAGUCUUUCAGAGGGGAUUUAAAAUGGCUUUGUUCAGACUGAGGGAUGAUCAUCUGUUUGAUUGACAGGAGCGCGGUCGGACAUGUGGUGGUUUCAGGAGGGCUUGUGCAUCCUGCCCGUGGCACUGGUCAUCUGGACCGCCGCCACCUUCAUCUUCGCUUACAUCACGGCCGUCAUACUGAGACAUGUGGACCCGCUGGUGCCCUACAUCAGUGACACUGGGACCGUUGCGCCGGAGAGAUGUGUGUUCGGACUCAUGCUCAAUGUGUCGGCAUUCUUAGGUGUCGCUACGAUGUACGUGCGCUAUAAGCAGCUUCAGGCCCUCGUGGACACUGACGACACUCGUCUGAACCGCCUCAAUCUGCUGGGGUUCGUUCUGGGCUGCGGCAGCUCGCUCGGCAUGUGCGUCGUAGCAAACUUCCAGAAAACCACUCUGUUCUCGAUGCACCUGGUGGGCGCCAUUCUGACGUUCGGCGUCGGCGCGCUCUACAUCUUCGUCCAGGCGCUGCUGUCGUACCUCAUGCAGCCGCACGUCCACAGCAAAGCCAUGUUCUGGACGCGACUGAGCGUCGGCAUCUGGACGCUGGCGAGCAUCAUUAGCAUGUUUGUGUCGUCGGUGAUCAUGUACAGCACUCUUUCUGGAGUCGAAGUCAACAAGAAGCUCCACUGGACACCCGGAGAACCCGGUUUCACGCCGCACAUCAUCAGCACCAUUUCCGAGUGGUCUCUCGCGCUUUCCUUCAUCAGCUUCUUCCUCACCUACAUACGAGACUUCAAGAAGAUCAAUCUGCGUGCCCAGGCGCAAAUUCAGAGCAACCACCUGUACGAGUCGCAUCAUCACCGGCCCGUUCCUCCACGUGCGCCGACAGAGACGUCGCCGCUGCUCGCCGGGAGCAUCUAAUCACGGGACAGAAGGACUCUGACGCUCCAGCAGAGGGCAGCGACACUCAGGGUUAAAGGCAGAAAUACAGGACUGACCGUGUAGAAGCGCUGAAACUUCAUACUAACAUUUACACAACGUUUGUACAACAUUUACACAACCGUUUGAAAUGAUGCUCUAAAUAUUGUGUUUGCUUCAGUGGUUUUAAUGCUUGUUUUUCUGCUGUGAGUUUGUUGGUGGAGACUACAAACAUGUUUUAUAUUUUUGUUCUAGAUAUAUCCAUUACGUUCAUUUUUAUACCACUGUAAAACUGCAUAAUAUCCUCAUUAAAACUGGUAUUAGUGGGUGAAUUUUAGACAAAAACAUUUGUGACUCAUAUUUCACACAACAAAUCCAGAAAAUAAGCUAAAAACUGAUUUUAAUUUCAUUAAAUAAUGUUAACUAAUGAGAAUCAUCAUUGACAAUAUUAAAAAAAGACAAAACAGUCAGACAUAUUACAGGAAUUCAGGAAUUAAAUGUUUAAUUGUCAUGAAAAUAAUGUCACAAUGCAAAAUACGUCCUAAAACAGGUUUCGAUUUGUAUAAUACUAUAAUAUAGUUUCCUAUUUUUUGUUGUUUUAAUGAGGUGAAAUAUGAGCUGAACGAGAUUCACUCAGCAUCUGUAUCACUUUAUAUUUUAUUACAUUAAAACAAUACAAAUAAACAGCAUUAAAUAUUCA
Ctenopharyngodon idella (grass carp) is the source of this 1771-nucleotide messenger RNA. It is a transcript of the gene dram2b, whose product is annotated as DNA-damage regulated autophagy modulator 2b. Gene Ontology annotation, biological process: photoreceptor cell maintenance; regulation of autophagy. The transcript has 8 exons. The coding region runs from base 256 to 1074 and encodes 272 amino acids. Gene Ontology annotation, cellular component: lysosome. NCBI's taxonomy places the organism in Eukaryota, Metazoa, Chordata, Actinopteri, Cypriniformes, Xenocyprididae. The record is from RefSeq and is a predicted model, not a curated record.